This is a messenger RNA of Exophiala mesophila, 1942 nucleotides long. RefSeq lists its product as uncharacterized. Gene Ontology annotation, biological process: protein N-linked glycosylation. Gene Ontology annotation, cellular component: mannan polymerase complex. NCBI's taxonomy places the organism in Eukaryota, Fungi, Ascomycota, Eurotiomycetes, Chaetothyriales, Herpotrichiellaceae. The record is from RefSeq and is a predicted model, not a curated record. Gene Ontology annotation, molecular function: alpha-1,6-mannosyltransferase activity. Bases 199 to 1206 code for a protein of 335 amino acids. The transcript has 3 exons.
UUCGUCCCCUGAAUUCGCAUUGCCCAUAGACCCUUGGUACCACUUUGAUAUGAUAUUGUCAUCUGAUGUCCCCCUCGGAGAGCAAUUUUCAAAACCCUGCCUCACCAAAAAACUGCGCUGAUAGCCGCGUUGCGUUCCCUUGUUGCAACGAAGACACCUGCAUCCUGCUUCCAAGCCGGAAGACCUCUCCUCCGCAGUAUGGCAGCAACAAGUAGUGUGACGCGGUAUUGGGCGAUGACAAUCAUCGUGUUAUGCCUUUUGUAUUGGACGAUCCGACUAUCGCCGCGAGACCUUUGGUCAGGAUCUGCUAUUAACGAAACGCUUCGAAUCACCCAGACACACAGGAGCAGACCAGACGUGGCCAGCACACUGCAGGAGCAAGUCACAGAGAAUGAGCAAGCUUCUGCAUCCGAACAGUAUCCCGUCCAAUUUCCCCGAAUUAUAUGGCAGACGGCAAGCGAGCAUGGCAAAGAGCAGUACGGUGAUAAAGCACAGACAUGGAAGGACAUUAAAGGAUUUCAGUAUAAUUUUCUGAGUGAUGAGGAUGCAGACAAAUUCGUUCACGACGCCUUCGCAUCAAGGCCAGCCAUCGUUCGAUUCUGGGAGGAUCUCGGUUUGCCAGUAUUAAGGGCAGAUUUUCUUAGAUACCUCACGAUGUUGGCGAUCGGCGGUGUUUACAGCGAUAUCGACACAUCUUGUCUGCUGCAUCCAGAUAAGUGGAUGCCCGCUGAUCUGGACGUUUCGUCAGUCAACGCCAUCAUUGGCAUCGAGUACGAUGACACCACCUACAAAAUGUUUGUGCGACCGAUUAGUUUCUGCCAAUGGACUUUGAUGGCAAAACCCGGUCAUCCCAUCUUCGAGACUGCUGUACAGCGGGUCAUGAGCAAUCUCGAAUUCCUGGCCCGGCGCCGAAGAGUGACGAUCGGAGAACUGGCUCCUGAUAAGAUGGAAGUUUUAGAGGCUACCGGCCCUGGGAUGAUAAGCGACGUCAUCCUCCAGGUUCUACAGGAUCAAGGCCAAAAUGUGACCUGGGAGACUUUCAAAGGCCAAAAAGAUUCAAAAUUGUUCGGCGACGUCCUGGUUCUGCCAAUCAACGGCUUUGCGGGAAGCCAAAAACACAGCCACGCUGGCGACCCUGACUAUGGACAAAAGUACGUUCAGCACCAUUUCGGCCGCAGCUGGUAUGAUCCAGCGCGUGCAGGUUAGUUUGUGCUAUGGCCGCCAACAAGAGGCACAUGCAUUUUUCAAGGACCCACACAGCGUUUGUCACCCUCAAAUACACCUUCAUACGCAGCUUUUGCAAGACUGCAGUGUUGGAGGCGGUUUAACUCCACCACAUGAGACCCUGCGACCUGCCAUUCACGCUCGUAUGGUGGUGAGGAGGAAAGCCUGCUGCUUGUACCAGCAGCUUUCUUUGAGGGGCAACAAUAGCAUGUCAGCGGAAGGCCAGUCCAGCAUCUCAAGUCGUUCGUUGCACCCAAUUUUUGGUUAGAUAAAACUCAAGCACAAAAAGGAAAAACAGCAAGGCUAUGUGAGCAGGCUAGAGCUACGUCUAUUUACCAAGCAAACACUACCAUGGCUGUCCACAUUGCAAAACCAAUUAGUGAUACAUGGACAGAAUAGGUCAAGGAUUGAGCGCCGCCAGUUGGGGAUGACGUGCCACCUGUUUCGGUGGAUGUGCCCGAAGAGGUUUCAGCAGCAUCACCUGACUCCUUGCCAUUCGCCGUUCCACCAGUGCCGUUGACAAUUCGAAUACGGCCGUCGAGCUCGAUAUCCACUGGACUUUGGGCUUGAACAUAGCGAGUGAGGACCUCGUCUUGAGUGUCGAGGGUGAUGAAAUCCGUGGUAGGUUCAAAGAAGUUGUCGCCGCCUAGGAGAAAUUAGUACAACCGACUGAGAGCCUCCCCAAUAGCUACUUAGACUUACCCCCUGCCAAAAAAUC